AAAACCCUGCAGCGCAGAAGCUUUAUUGUGCCUUGGAAAUUUGAAUCCAGAGAUUUGUUGUGGAAGAGGAAGAUGUCAGUGAACAUCAAAGGCGAUGGUGUUGGAGAAGACAGAAUCAGCAAAUUAAAGGAUGUUCUCCACAAAAUUCUGUCUUUCCUAAACAUAAAGUACGCUGUCCAAACCUCUGUUUUGUCCAAGAGAUGGAAGUUCCUCUGGAGAACACUUCCUUACCUUGACUACAAUAGAGAUGAUGAAAUUGUUACCGCAAUGGGUUCUUUCAGUGAUUUCAUCAGCCAAGUCCUGUUCCGGUGUCGACCCACUGACCUUGUCAAGGUUUGUGUCCAUUCUUACACGUACGAGCGGUAUGGUUUUCUUGUGAAGGGGUUGAUAUAUUAUGAUGUUGAACAAAAUCUCCAACAACUCUCCGUCCAUUCCUACUCUGAUUCCCGCCUUUUAUUACCCGGAAGAUUGUUUACUUGUCAAUCGCUGACAGCACUCGAUUUGCAAGCUCAUGAUUGGGGUGAACAUCGCAUAAAACUACCCAAAUUUCUGGCUUUGCCAGCUCUGAAGUCUUUGCAUCUUGUGGUGUGGGUUCUCCAUGAUUGGACUAGGCUUUUUUCAGGUUGAAAAAGAUUCAUUCCUCUCAGCUGCGAUUGAAUUCAUGUUUUGUUGGGCACAUCUCGUUGCUACUCUUG
Messenger RNA from Durio zibethinus, 695 nucleotides. NCBI's taxonomy places the organism in Eukaryota, Viridiplantae, Streptophyta, Magnoliopsida, Malvales, Malvaceae. The record is from RefSeq and is a predicted model, not a curated record.